AUGAGAUUGAGCGAUGUUUGCGUGGGAACACUGCUAGCAUCAGUGGUGUCUGGAGGAUCGAUCUCCAGACGUGACGUUUCAGAGGUUGGCGAGUCGAACAGAAAGCAUCUCGUGAUGUCGUUCGACAAGUUGCGAGGCAACGAUGCGACUGAUGCAUCGCAUGAGAAGCGCCAGUUAGGCCGUUUCGUGAAGCGGGACAAUGGCCAUGUCGAGGUCGAGAUUGACAACCAGCAGACUUUCUACUCGGUCGAUCUUUCGAUCGGGACUCCGUCGCAGAACGUUAGCGUUUUGGUCGACACCGGGUCGUCCGACUUGUGGGUUCCCGGGUCCGGGAACCCGUACUGUUCCAACUCCAAGGGCAAGAGACAAAACGCUGACUUCAUAUCGUCGCUUGCGGGCGAAUUUACCAGUCUAUUUGGAGGCGGUGGAGGCGGUGAUUUCACGUCUACCGUAAUCUUGUCCGGGUCUGGAAUUGGAGGCGGUGGUGGAACGUUCACCGAUUCAGACGUGCCAGACGCUUCCGGCACAGACCUACCCACAGGAACCCAGUCCGUCCCCUCGAGCGAGGCAACGUUGGACUGCUCCAAAUACCACACUUUCAACUCGGCAAAAUCGUCUACGUGGAAGUCCAACAAGACCAAAUUCUACAUCUCUUACGCAGACAACACUUUUGCCGAAGGUGUGUGGGGUAUCGAUAAGAUGCAUUUGGACGACGUCGACGUUAGCGGGUUGAGUUUCGCCGUAUCGAACCUCACAGACUCCCAGUUCGGUGUGCUAGGUAUUGGUUUGACUGGUUCAGAAUCCACUUACUCGGGCGCCCUGAGCCGUUCUGACCGUUACCAGUACGACAAUUUCCCGCUCGUCUUGAAGAGAAACGGCGUCAUCGACAAGACCGCAUACUCCGUCUUCUUGAACAAACUAGAAGCAAAAUCAGGCUCCAUCCUGUUCGGAGCCGUCGACCACAACAAAUAUUCCGGUACCUUGUACACCGUUCCCUUGGUAAAUUCCUUGAAGAGCAAGGGCUACGAUACCGUUAUUAGAUUGUCCGUCACUUUACAAGGUGUCGGGAUCACCACAUCGGAUUCCAAGACUACGAUCACCCAAACAAAAUACCCAGCUUUGCUAGAUACUGGUGCCACAUUCUGCUACUUCCCAGAAGACUUGGCAAGCGCUAUCGCAGAUAAAGUUAACGCAUCUUACGACUCAAAAAGUGGAUACUACCUCGUCGACUGUAACAGUGGCGAUGAUUACACCGUCGCAUUCGAUUUCGGUGGUUUCCACAUCAACUCUCCAUUGAGCGACUACAUGAUCUCCACCUCCGGAUCAUCAAAGACCUGUAUCAUGGGUAUUCUACCGCAGCAGGACAACGAAAUUUCCCUCGGUGAUGCCUUCUUGACAAGUGCAUAUGUCGUCUACGAUUUGGAAGACGAAGAAAUCUCUUUGGCACAGGCUAACUACAACUCAAACAGCGAAGAUAUCGAAGUCAUCAGCAGUGCCGUGCCAAGCGCCCAAAAGGCCCCAGGUUACUCUAGCACUUGGGUCAGCGCACAAUCUAUGUCGUCUGGCGGGAACAUAUUCACCACCCAGGACAACAGCAACAACUCUUCAACAACAACAACCGCUUCUUCCUCAGGUUUCAACUCUAACUCGGGCUCUGGUUCAGGAAGUGCAAGCGCUACUUCUACUACCAAGAGCGAUUCCUCCAAAAAUGGAAAAUCAAGCGGUGCCGCUGCAGGCCUGAAAUUACCCUCGAUCCCAGUCCUAAUUGCUCUAAUUCUAGGUCUGACCGUUCCUGCAUUAUUCUAA
Messenger RNA from Kluyveromyces marxianus DMKU3-1042, 1806 nucleotides. It is a transcript of the gene YPS1, whose product is annotated as pepsin-like aspartic protease. The transcript has a single exon. Gene Ontology annotation, biological process: proteolysis. Lineage: Eukaryota; Fungi; Ascomycota; Saccharomycetes; Saccharomycetales; Saccharomycetaceae. The coding region runs from base 1 to 1806 and encodes 601 amino acids. The record is from RefSeq and is a predicted model, not a curated record. Gene Ontology annotation, molecular function: aspartic-type endopeptidase activity.